Messenger RNA from Moneuplotes crassus, 1502 nucleotides. The record is from the annotation of a GenBank genome assembly. NCBI's taxonomy places the organism in Eukaryota, Ciliophora, Spirotrichea, Euplotida, Euplotidae.
AAAAUGAUGAACGUAAAGAACUCCAGGAAGACUCCUUGCUACAAGUUUGGCAGGACUCAUAGUUCAGUUGGGAGUCUGAAAAAUGAGUAUUCACUUAAAAUGCUGCUUAAGAAGAAAAAAGCACUGAAAUAAGAGGAAAACAGAAGGAAAGAAUAAAGAAAAUGAGAAACAAAAGGAAGAUAAUCAGAGUACCGUUAAUUUCAGCAGGCCAACAAGAACUGUCCUUGGAAGUGAUAUUAAAAACACUGAAAAUCUUGAGUUAGCAGCAUCUCCAUCUAAUCAAAGUCCAAGUAAAUAUGGCAAACUCAGCAGCUUCAUGAAAUACCAAAAUAAAACUUCCAGGAGCAACUUGCUGAACUCUUCCAGAGAGAGCUACAGUAUGUUCACUCCAAAGUCUACAAUGAGCAACAGAGAGGGGAGUAACGAGCGGAAUAAUUUAUUCAAAUUCAAAAGACAACUGCACAAAAACAACAAGGGGAACAUUUCAGCUGAAGUUCCCGAUUUCGACGACCAAAAGGAGCUUCACAACACUUCAAUGAGCGAGCCUCAAGACCAAGGACAUUUCAGAAGUGGCAAAAACGACCAGAUUAUUCAGUUUCUCAUGAAGGAGAAUAACAAAAUUAAGGGCGAACUUAAUACCGUUAAAGCAGAGAAUUCACUACUAAAGGAGCAAUAUCUAACACUAAAUUCCAAGGUUGACCACCUCCUCAAAGCCGUUAGGUCUAUGAGCAAAGAGGGGUCUCCUACUGCUGACAAAAUGAGGGAUAUCCAACGGGAGUCUGUCCUCUGAGAGGAUUCUGAGCCAUUUACGAUCCCAAAUAGAUCCUUUGAUGGCCAAAAGAAGAAAACAAGCAUUAUCUCGAAAGUCUGAGUAGGACUCGUUGAUGAGUCAUGAGCUGAUUUCUCCAAAGGAGUUUUCUCUCCCAAAGAGAUAAAUCUUGUCAGAAACAGCCAUGCUAGCCCAAUGAUAUUUUCUGAAAAGAUUGACCUAAACAAGAAGAGAUAUGACUACAAGAUGGCUAAAAAUAGCUCAGUUGAUAACAUGGGAUGUUUAUCCCAAGGGUAUGAAUCCACCGAUGGAGCCAAGCCUAGAGGUGCUAAAGGUGCAAAAGGAGCCACGAUGUCAGUAGGAGAUCAUCUUUCAGUUAAUUCUGAGAGACCAAAGGCACGAUACCACAAACCCACUCUUGAUUCACACAAUAAGAUUGGAACUAUUAAAGGAGUGGCCAAGAGCCGGAGGAACAAACUAGACAAGAGCACUCUUAGCGAACAACUUUCUCAGAGUGAGAUCGAGAACAACAUUCCUCAAAUGAGCAAACUAUUUGACGGCAAGAGCGAAAAUUUGCGCGCCUCUUGAAAUCUCUCCCAAGCCCUUGCCCAGAGGCCGUUUAAGAAAUCCUUCUCAAAGGCGCCUAAAAGUAUAAACCAGAAAGUCACCAAGGCUGUAUCCAUAGAUAUAGAGCCAUUCAAUGGUGUUACAGAAUAAAGACUCUUAAACAUCA